Theobroma umbraticum is the source of this 1532-nucleotide messenger RNA. Its product is annotated as Mitochondrial substrate carrier family protein. The record is from RefSeq and is a predicted model, not a curated record. Gene Ontology annotation, biological process: transmembrane transport. NCBI's taxonomy places the organism in Eukaryota, Viridiplantae, Streptophyta, Magnoliopsida, Malvales, Malvaceae.
AAAAAGGGGACCAAAAAAAAAACCCUAAAAAGAAAAUCAAAGAUGCCAAAUUCCCUCCCUUUUUGUGAGACAAAUAGAAAGCAAGAGAGCCAAAGUAUCUAAUGCUCCCAAAAUCGACCGCUCCGUCUCAGAAGAAUAAUUACAGGGUGUUCGGGAACAUGGCUUUGGUUGUUCCAAAGGAGCUGGAAGAACUCGACAAGCCUUCUGCUUUGUCUUCUCCAAGGCCUUUUGAGGUCCGAUUUCAAGUCCCCGAUUUCGGGGUUCCCAUUCGGGAUUUCUUGAGGAGUAGGGAAGUUGGUGAGUUUCUUAGUGGAGCUUUAGCAGGGGCUAUGACUAAAGCUGUUCUCGCUCCUCUAGAGACCAUCAGGACCAGAAUGGUGGUUGGUGUGGGAUCCAAAAACAUUUCUGGUAGUUUUAUUGAGAUCAUUGAGCAGCAAGGUUGGCAAGGACUGUGGGCUGGAAAUGGAAUUAACAUGCUUAGAAUAAUUCCCACCCAAGCAAUUGAGCUUGGAACAUUUGAGUGUGUCAAGCGAGCAGUGACAACAGCAAAAGAGAAAUGGAAACAGAAUGAAAGCCCGAAACUGCAAAUUGGUCAUGUUAAUGUCAACUUUUCUCUUUCCUGGAUUUCUCCAGUUGCUGUGGCUGGUGCAGCCGCCGGAAUUGUUAGUACACUUGCAUGCCAUCCUCUUGAAGUUCUCAAGGAUAGGCUGACUGUCAGUCCUGACAUAUACCCUAGCUUAAGCAUUGCAAUUAGCAAGAUUUACAAGGAUGGUGGGAUUGGUGCCUUUUAUGCUGGUAUCUCUCCAACGCUAAUUGGCAUGCUUCCCUACAGUACAUGUUACUAUUUCAUGUACGAAAAAUUAAAGAAAUCCUACUGCGAAUCAAAGAAAAAAAAAUCUCUAAAUCGCCCAGAGAUGCUGCUAGCUGGAGCUCUUGCAGGUUUUACUGCUAGCACCAUCAGCUUUCCCUUGGAAGUUGCCAGAAAACGACUGAUGGUGGGAGCUUUGCAGGGUAAGUGUCCACCAAACAUGGCAGCAGCUCUUGCUGAAGUGAUUCGGGAUGAGGGCUUGAUGGGUCUUUAUAGGGGGUGGGGUGCUAGCUGUUUGAAAGUAAUGCCUUCCUCUGGUAUCACCUGGAUGUUUUAUGAAGCUUGGAAAGACAUAUUGGUUGUUGAGAAGCGCAUGUUAUGAUGGCUUCAGCAAAACUUGCCAUAGGUAACUAGUUGAGACUGAUGUUGGGCUCCUCUCUUGAGAGUGCAAGUGGAGGGUAGUGGAGUCAGGGUUGUUUAUGGAAAGAUCUGGGAUGAAAUGCAAAGGGGCUGAAGGUAUUUAUAAGUAUGAGCUGCCAGUUUUUAUCUCGAUGACCUGGCAACUUUUACGGAAUUUCUGUUAUUUAGUUCUAAAGAAUCAUUGGGUGAGCUUCAAUUUUGGGGCUGCAUUGAAUAUUCACAUGUACCAACAGGUAUCUUAUAUCACAUGACAGCUAGUAUAAAAUUUUUUGACCAAUUUGGUCUCUUAAUUGUUUUUGGCAAA